CGUGAGAUUCGUGCCCUGCGGUGACGAGUAUUCCGUGUUCCUCACCAACGAGGGAGGCGUCUUCACCUGCGGUGCUGGCAACUACGGCCAGCUGGGGCAUGGCGUCAGCUACAACGAGAUGAUACCCCGCAUGGUCAUGGAACUGAUGGGCAGCACCAUCACCCAGGUGGCCUGCGGCAAUCGGCACACGCUCGCGCUGGUUAGCUCCGGAGGUCGAGUGUAUAGCUUUGGUUUGGGCGCCUCCGGGCAGCUUGGAACGCGAAACACUAUAAGUUAGACGUUGCCUAAGGUGGUCAUCGGUCCCUAGGUCUCGCCCAGUGGAUCCGCAUUGAUGGAGUCCAGCGAAUGAUCCGAUGAAUGACCACCGGGUCAUUCGGAAAAUCUUCUCCGGCGGAGAUCAGUCGAUUGUGACGACCACUCUCUACGUAAACAUGGUGCCGCCCGAGGAUGAGCGCAGCUACAACCCCAAGUCCUAGAUCAUCUCGCUGACGGCAGAUGCCACACAGCAGUGCGCGCAUAUCAAGCAGAGCGACCUGGAUCUUCUGCAGUCCAUGGAGGUGAUCUUCAAGAGUCAGGCGUGCCUGCUCUCGAACGACGAGCAUUUUGACUGCUCUGCACGCAAUUAUGGAAUAGAUCUGAAGGCCGCCGAGGUGGCAUUCGAUCAUCUACGAAGUGUUGAGAAUGAGAGCAUAAAGCAGGUGAUCCGAUCCAUACUGAAUCCGAGCAAGGUGCUACACAAAUGGCUGGCCCAAACGCCAGUGGAUUACUUCGAGCGCCUGGUUAACAUAUUUCUGCACGUGGUGAUUCACAUCAUCAGCUUCUAAAUUAUGGCCUGAUGGUCUGAUGGCCAUCAGUCCAACGUUGGAGAGUUCCCAAAGACUGAUGCCAUACAAUGCUGAUUUGGAUGUCAUUCUGAGGAUAUUCUACUGGCCCGAACUCGACUGGUAUGCAAACGUCAAGCAGGAGUUUGUGAAAUGGAUAAUGGGGACCCCGAACGAGUUUAGCAUUUGUAAUUUUUCAUUCCUAUUCGAUGCGUCGGCCAAGACAUCGAUGCUCCAGGCGGAUCAAGUGGUCCAAAUGCAUUCAGCGAUGGCCAAUGCGGCCAAUAAUGGCAUCUUCAAUCUCUUUGACUAUGGCGUGCCCAUCUCGCAGUACAUCGUUCUGAAUGUGACGUGGAAGAACUUAGUCCAGGACUCCCUUCGCGAGCUGCAGCACUACUCGCGGAGUGAUCUCAAGAAGCUGCUGAAGAUCAAGUUCCAGGACGAGGAAGCUGAGGAUGCUGGCGGUGUGCACAAGGAGUUCUUCAUGCUGCUGCUCGAUCCGAAGUACAGCAUGUUCAAGGAGUUUGAGGAGUCGCGUGAACUGUGGUUCGCGGACAUCACCUAUGAAACGGAGAACAUGUGCUACCUCAUCGGCGUGCUCUGCGGACUGGCCAUCUACAAUUUUACAAUCAUCAAUCUGCCCUUUCCCCUGGCCCUCUACAAGAAGCUGCUAAACAAACCCGUCGAUCUGAGUGAUCUGCAACAGCUGUCGCCGGCGGAGGUUAAUUCUCUGCAGGCACUGCUCGACUAUGACGGCGAGAACUUUUCGGAGACCUUCGAUCUUAAUUUUGAGAUAUCACGCCAGGUCUUCGGGGUGACGCAGACGCUCAGCCUUAUGCCGAAUGGCGAGGAUAUUGGCUUCACCCUGGAGAACAGGCAGCAGUUUGUGGAACUGUCUAACUAUAGCUUGGUAUAUCCAUUGGACUAUGCUUGGGAUCAUACCCCAUCUUAG
This is a messenger RNA of Drosophila pseudoobscura, 1773 nucleotides long. Its product is annotated as probable E3 ubiquitin-protein ligase HERC3. The transcript is spliced from 6 exons. Bases 844 to 1773 code for a protein of 309 amino acids. Lineage: Eukaryota; Metazoa; Arthropoda; Insecta; Diptera; Drosophilidae. The record is from RefSeq and is a predicted model, not a curated record. Gene Ontology annotation, biological process: protein polyubiquitination. Gene Ontology annotation, molecular function: ubiquitin protein ligase activity.